CCGGAGUUUAUUGCGCGCUCAGUGAAGAACAAAAUAAAUCGAGACCAAAUGAAGUACUCUACAACACAAGGAACGAAAUCAUUAGCGGCCACUCGUCACGAAAAAUUGAAUCCGAACCUCAUUGAGGAAUGGAAGGAGUAUCACUGGACAAAAAAGAAUAAGAGUUUUGUCAACGAGGAUGCUGAACGAGAUUAUGUUAAGUUAAAGUCAACUCUUGAAGCUGAGACUCAACAGACAGUUGAAUCUGGUACCGAUGAUUCUUCCUCGGUCGAUCAAAUGAAGAUACUAAGUCAAGUUCUUGGUGAAAGGCGAGGCCACCAGCGAGGAGUUGGCCGCACAUUAAAGGGAAAAUAGUUAACCCGUCCAUCUCAAAGAUCUC
Humulus lupulus (European hop) is the source of this 379-nucleotide messenger RNA. RefSeq lists its product as uncharacterized. The coding region runs from base 49 to 354 and encodes 101 amino acids. The transcript is spliced from 3 exons. NCBI's taxonomy places the organism in Eukaryota, Viridiplantae, Streptophyta, Magnoliopsida, Rosales, Cannabaceae. The record is from RefSeq and is a predicted model, not a curated record.